Molecule: messenger RNA, 1198 nt
Organism: Caenorhabditis angaria
Lineage: Eukaryota; Metazoa; Nematoda; Chromadorea; Rhabditida; Rhabditidae
Source: the annotation of a GenBank genome assembly
AUGUCGCUGAUUCCUUGGCAAAUUGUCAAGUAUUUUGAGGUUAGUUAUAUAUGUGAAAUGAAAAGAGGAGUACUCCAAUGAGAUGGUUUUGUUACAGAACGAGAAGAAUGUGAAGUAUAAUAUGUUGGAGUUAUCACUUGGUGAUUUAAAAUCACGUGCAAACAACAGCAAAGCUCUCACGGAAAAUUUAGAUAAACUCGAAAAAUUGGCAAGACUGCAAGUUGACAUUUUAGAGCAUUUACCAAUAGGUAUUCUUUCUAUUUCAUUUUUCUAACAAAAACAUAGACUUGUUUCAGGGUUUAUUGUGAAUUCCAUCAAAGAAAUGUCAAAUCUUGCUGAUAUUCCUAGCCUCCUUCCACAAUUCCCAAAACAACCAUCUAAAAAUAUAAUCGAUGCUUAUAUUAAUUCGACAGAUUUACGAGAUUCUAACCUCUCAGAGGACGAAAAAUUGGAGAAUUUCAAAGAAGUCUCAACAAAUAUUGCAAUAGUUUUGAAAACUUUGGAUUUUUGGAAAAACGAGGUUGAAACUUGUAUAAAAGGAAUAGCAGGUUUCAAAAAAUCUCAUCAAAAAUAUUUGAAUGAAGUUCAGAUGUCAAAGUUAGAAGUUAUGGAAAAUCUAGCAGAAAAUUCAUUGGCUCAAAUCAUCGAGAAAAUUGAAAUGAAGAAAUGUGAAGCUGAAGCUGAAGCGGAAAUUAAAACUGAAACAGAACCGGAAAUUGAUUAUGGAUUUCAUAGAUUUUUUGAGGAAUUAAAAAACGAUGAGAAGUUUAUUGGGAUAAAUGAAAAUGAGAAGAUUGAAGCGAUAAAAGAUAUUUGGAACAAAACAGAUGAAACAAUUCGACGAAUUUUUCAAAAAGAUAUAAAAUCAGUAGAUGAACUUGUUCCAAAUUCAAUUUUGAAGUCAAAACCAGAUAAAGCUUUGAAGCGCAAACAAUCUGUUCAAUUCGCACAAAUUCCUUCAAGUUCACCAAAAAGAAGUCGAAAAUCGAGUGCUGAAACAAAUCCGAUUGAUGAAAAUUCCCUUCAAGGUAUAUUUUUCAACGUUUUUCUCAUAAAAUAAAAUCACGACGCAUCAUUUUCCCAACGUCCAUUAUUUCAAAAUCAAAUUAUAUUUCAUUAUUUUUAUUGCAUCAGACCACAAAAAUCGUAUAAAAAUCAAGUUUUUUUUCCAGAUUCGACAUCGCCUAACUGCGAAUGA